Messenger RNA from Engraulis encrasicolus (European anchovy), 904 nucleotides. Its product is annotated as cytochrome b5 domain-containing protein 1. The transcript is spliced from 4 exons. The record is from RefSeq and is a predicted model, not a curated record. NCBI's taxonomy places the organism in Eukaryota, Metazoa, Chordata, Actinopteri, Clupeiformes, Engraulidae. Bases 196 to 852 code for a protein of 218 amino acids. Gene Ontology annotation, biological process: cilium movement.
ACCACGACAACGCGAGGCAAUGUUUGUGUACGCGGAACAAGCCUGAUACAAUGUAGCAUGGCUUGGCUAGAGUAGCCAUUUAUGUAGCCUUUUGUAAAUAGUCUACCGUUGCGCCAAUCCAAUGCGCUUAAAGUAAAGAUCAAGGUCAUUAAAACCAGCCUUUCGUCGGACAGUAUCUCCAUAUGUUGUACAAAAAUGUACCAAAUGCGACGACCUAAAUAUUUCACACCGACUGAGGUGUCUCUGCAUACCACAUUGGAUGAUUUAUGGGUAUCUUACCUUGGUAGAGUGUAUGAUUUGACACCGCUGGUGAAUGAGUAUAAAGGUGAUGUCCUCCUGAAGCCCAUUAUUGAAAGUGCGGGGAAGGACAUCAGUCACUGGUUUGACCCAAAGAAGAAAGAUGUGUUGACUCAUAUCGACCCGCUCACGGGCUGCCUCAAGUACUACACCCCCCGGGGGCGCUUUGUGCACAUCCCCCCUCCCUGCCCGCGCACAGACUGGGCCAAUGAUUUCGGCAAGCCCUGGUGGCGGGACGGCCGCUACGAGGUGGGCAUGCUGUCUGCCAAGACCCGCUGGAUACGCAUCAUCAACACACUCACCUCCGAGGAGCAGAAGCUGGAGGUGUGUUCGGAGGAGACUUUGGACGAGAUCCUCCAGCGCUACCUGCGCUACAACAGCCAUGCCGGCAGCUACACCUGGAAGCACAACCACAUGCCCCUGGACAUGUCCAAGACGCUGGUGGAGAACGGCAUCUUCGACGAGGAUGAGGACUUCUACCAGUGUCGCAUGGACCGCGACCUCUUCACCGAAUCCAUAUGCCUAUACUUCAACGACGAUCUCACUGAAUUUUGAUCUGGCAAGACUGUAAAGAAAAUGCCAUGUGCAUUUACAAGGAAGCCAAAGU